This is a messenger RNA of Linderina pennispora, 342 nucleotides long. RefSeq lists its product as uncharacterized. The transcript has a single exon. The coding region runs from base 1 to 342 and encodes 113 amino acids. Gene Ontology annotation, biological process: phospholipid metabolic process. The record is from RefSeq and is a predicted model, not a curated record. Lineage: Eukaryota; Fungi; Kickxellomycota; Kickxellomycetes; Kickxellales; Kickxellaceae.
AUGUUUUUCGCGUAUGGGCAGACAAUUCCGACAAUACGCGGUGCUGGGAUCCACCAGCUGGGCAUGGAGAUUGCGCUGCAGAGACUACGCGAGAACCGGUGGGUCCAUGUGUUCCCCGAGGGCAAGGUCAACCAGGACGAUAGUCUUCUCCGCUUAAAGUGGGGCGUUGGCCGGCUGAUCAUGGAGUCGGAUCGCGUUCCGAUAGUUGUGCCCAUGUUCCACCACUGGAAUGAAGGAGGUCAUGCCGCUGCGGCAGAAGGUACCACUGCCGUACCCGAAUCCCAUGAAGAGCGUCUUUUAUCUCAGGAUUGGCGAUGCUGUCGAUUUCACCCAGCAGGUUGA